Molecule: messenger RNA, 1113 nt
Organism: Telopea speciosissima
Lineage: Eukaryota; Viridiplantae; Streptophyta; Magnoliopsida; Proteales; Proteaceae
Product: GDSL esterase/lipase At5g33370-like
Exons: 5
Coding region: 1-1113 (370 amino acids)
Molecular function (GO): hydrolase activity, acting on ester bonds
Source: RefSeq, a predicted model, not a curated record
AUGGACUUUCUUCUAGCUGCUUCUCUGCUGAUAGUUGGGAUAUUAGGUAUUAUUGUAGGAACUCUUUCCCUUGAAGCAGAAGGCCGUGCAUUCUUUGUCUUUGGUGAUUCACUUGUCGAUAGCGGCAACAACAAUUACGUUGCCACCAGUGCUCGUGCUGAUUCACCUCCUUAUGGCAUUGACUAUCCAACCCAUCGACCCACUGGCCGCUUCUCCAAUGGACUUAACAUCCCAGACAUUAUCAGUGAGUCAAUCGGUGAGGAAUCUGUAUUGCCCUACUUGAGCCCUGAGCUAAGAGGAAACAAACUACUUAAUGGUGCAAACUUUGCAUCUGCCGGGGUAGGAAUUCUCAAUGACACCGGAAUCCAAUUUGUAAACGUAAUUACAAUGCCACAGCAAUUGCAGUACUUCCAAAAAUACCAGCAACGAGUAACUACGCGUAUUGGAGAUGCCCAAACAAAGCGGCUAGUGAAUCAGGCACUUGUCCUCAUUUGCGUCGGCGGCAAUGACUUUGUUAACAACUACUACUUGAUUCGAAACUCAGCUAGAUCUCGUCAAUAUCCUCUCGAGGAUUAUGUUCCCUAUCUCAUCUCGGAGUACAAAAAGAUUCUAAUAAGGCUUUACGACAUGGGAGCUCGUAAUGUUCUUGUAACUGGAACUGGACCUCUCGGUUGUGUUCCAGCUGAAAUAGCACGGCAUAGCCCCAACGCCUCGUGUGCUACUGAUCUGCAACGAGCUGCUUCCCUUUAUAACCCUCAACUUUUUCAGAUGAUAACCCAACUCAACAGUGAGAUAGGAGCAGGCCGUACAAAUGCAUUCUACGCGGUUAACUCAUAUCAAAUGAACAUUGACUUCAUCAUUAACCCUCAAGCCUAUGGCUUUGUAACAUCAAAGAUAGCAUGUUGUGGACAAGGGCCUUAUAAUGGGAUUGGACCCUGUACAGCUCUGUCAAACCUGUGUCCAAACAGAGAUAUUUAUGCAUUCUGGGAUCCUUUCCAUCCAUGUGAGAGAGCAAACCGCUACAUAGUCCGACAGAUCCUUUCCGGCACCACUGAGUACAUGCAACAUGGGAACCUAAGCACCAUCUUGGCCAACACUGAUUCCAGAACCUAA